AUGGUGAUUCGUUUGGCGCUCCCGCUGCUUGCGGCCACAGGGGUCUUUGCCAACCCGAAGCGUGGCCUGGUCUUUGUUCCCAACGAGGACCACCCUGAGGACAAUCAAAUAUGGCCAGAAGAUUCGGCCAUCUCAUGGUACUACAACUACGAGUCGCGGCCCUCGCCUGCCUUCGCCGACGUUUCGCGAUCCGACUUUGCUUUUGUGCCGAUGCAAUGGGGCGUCGACGCCAACAACCCAUCCGACGAUACCUUCCUACGUGACGUGGAGGAGCAUUUAGACAGCGGGUGGAAUAUCACGCACGUGCUCGGCUUCAAUGAGCCCGACGGCACAUUUGAUAUCGGUGGCAGCGACGUUCUUCCCGAGGUAGCGGCUGAGGCGUGGGUUGUCAACUUCGAGCCCUUGGCCAAGAGAGGCGUCAAACUGGGACUGCCCGCCUGCACUGGUGGGUGGGAUGGCAUGCCAUGGUUACGCCAGUUUCUCGGAAACUGCUCCGAAAUCCUGAGUGACGGCGAGGACGGCAAGAAGAACUGCACGUGGGACUUUCUGCCGGUGCAUUGGUGGCCCGGUGUCGAGAUUUGGGUGACAGAGUAUGCGUACGCGCACAAGAGCCUCGACGAGGUGCAGGAGCACUUCAACACGACGAUUGAGUAUUUCGACGACACCGACUUUAUCGGCGGCUAUACGUACUUUGGCGCGUUUCGAAGCGAGGUGUCUAAUGUCGGCCCAGAUGUCACCUUUUUGAACAACGACGGAGAACUUACGGAUGUAGGGAGUUGGUACAUGGGCCGCAGCGCCACUGGUGUUGAGCCGCAAAGUGGGCAAGGCGAGUCUGCCAUGAUCAACUGGGUUAUUGUUCUGGGAUCCAUGGGCAUGGUCACUGCGCUGCUCUUGUAG
Emericellopsis cladophorae is the source of this 897-nucleotide messenger RNA. RefSeq lists its product as uncharacterized. The coding region runs from base 1 to 897 and encodes 298 amino acids. Gene Ontology annotation, biological process: fungal-type cell wall polysaccharide metabolic process. The record is from RefSeq and is a predicted model, not a curated record. NCBI's taxonomy places the organism in Eukaryota, Fungi, Ascomycota, Sordariomycetes, Hypocreales, Bionectriaceae. Gene Ontology annotation, cellular component: fungal-type cell wall. The transcript has 2 exons.